AUGGCUCGUCGUCCGGCUCGCUGCUACCGAUACUGCAAGAACAAGCCGUAUCCCAAGUCGCGCUUCAACCGUGGUGUCCCCGACCCCAAGAUCCGCAUCUUCGAUCUGGGCCGCAAGCGUGCUAAGGUCGAUGACUUCCCUCUCUGCAUCCACCUCGUCUCCAACGAGUAUGAGCAGCUGAGCUCCGAGGCUCUCGAGGCCGCUCGUAUCUGCGCCAACAAGUACCUCGUCAAGUAUGCCGGAAAGGAAGGUUUCCACAUGCGUGUCCGCGCCCACCCCUACCACGUCGUCCGUAUCAACAAGAUGUUGUCUUGCGCCGGUGCCGAUAGACUGCAGACUGGUAUGCGUGGUGCCUGGGGCAAGCCCAACGGCACUGUCGCCCGUGUCAACAUUGGCCAGAUCAUCCUGAGUGUCCGCACUCGUGACUCCAACCGCGCCAUCGCUCUCGAGGCUCUGCGCCGAUCGCAGUACAAGUUCCCUGGCCGCCAAAAGAUCAUCGUCUCCAAGAACUGGGGUUUCACUCCCCUCCGCCGCGAGGAGUACCUGGAGAAGGUCGCUGCUGGUCGCGUCAAGGUCGACGGUGCCUACGUUCAGUUCCUCAGCAACCGUGGCAACCUGGCAGAGAACAUGAAGCGUUUCCCCAACGCUUUCACCGAGGCUUAG
Messenger RNA from Neoarthrinium moseri, 663 nucleotides. RefSeq lists its product as uncharacterized. Gene Ontology annotation, cellular component: ribosome; cytosolic large ribosomal subunit. The record is from RefSeq and is a predicted model, not a curated record. Gene Ontology annotation, molecular function: structural constituent of ribosome. Lineage: Eukaryota; Fungi; Ascomycota; Sordariomycetes; Amphisphaeriales; Apiosporaceae. Bases 1 to 663 code for a protein of 220 amino acids. The transcript has 3 exons. Gene Ontology annotation, biological process: translation; ribosomal large subunit assembly.